GAUCACGCCCUCGGCCGACCCGAUGUCCGCUACCGCAAAUACCAGAUCUUCGCCGUCGUAGCCGUCUGGUCCGCCCUCGUCUACGCCAAACCCCAUGGCCCCAAGCCCGUCAGCCGCCUGUCGCGCUUCCUCUCCACCCGCAUCACAACAUGGCAGGCCCUCGUCCUCACCUGCCUCGCCGAAUACCUCCGCCGAGACUUCAAGAAGUUGGUGCCGUGGCUGGAGUCGCCCGAGCCGUUGGCGGACAUGUACAACAGAGACUACUUUCGCGCAACCUGGAUCACCACCGCCCUCGAUGCCGGCUUCUGGACCGCCAUGCGUAUCCGCCCGGCCUGGCUGAGGGACUUUGCCAGCGUCCUCUUUGCCGGCUACUACCUGGUCUGUGCCGACCAGGCCGAUGAGAUGGUCCGAAAGGUGCGUGGAAAGCUGUCUCUCGAGCAUCUCCGCGUCAGCUGGAACAAGGGCACCACCCCCUACCUGUCUUUCAUGAGCCGCCUGAUGCGCCCGCCCCGAUUGAAGAUGCGUUAUCGCCCGCGAAAAAUACGCAUCCCUCGGUCCAGCGAAAGCCCCUACAAAGACCCCGUGCACGCCUGGCUGUACUACGAUGGCCCGCUUGGGGAAUUGAAGAACCAUGAUAAGAUCAUUCUCGACAUCCCUGGCGGUGGCUUCGUCGCCAUGAAUCCACGCUGCUACGAUGACAAGCUGAUGGCCUGGGCCGUCAAGACGGGCUUCCCGGUGGUGUCGCUCGAUUACAAAAAGGCCCCGGAAUAUCCUUACCCCUACGCCUUGAACGAGUGCUUUGAUGCCUAUUACUCCAUCGUGUCUUCUCACGGGAAACUGAUCGGCUUGCCUGGUGAUAGCGUGCCAAAGAUCAUCCUGACUGGCGAUAGCGCUGGUGGCAAUCUCGCAGUCGGUACCGUCCUGAUGAUGCUUCAAGGCCGGGACAGGGCAGAUCGCCGAAACUCCCGCACCCUUCCUCUCCCCGAAGCAUUGAUACUGGUGUAUCCCGCUCUGGACGUGAACAUGAGUUCAUGGCUCACGGAUGAGCAAUCCGCUCUCAUCAAAGAUCCGACACGUAGGAAGGCAAACAAGGCGGUUGUCAAGCGUCUGGACGGGGACUAUCGCUCCAUGAUCAACACACCCAUGCCAUCCGAUGACGAGCUGGACGAACAAGACAUACGCAUGUCCAAGGUCAAGCGCAGCAAAUCAUCGGGCAAGCAAAAGUUACCCAUGCGCACCCGCCUCGAAAUGACCAGCAUGAUCUCCUACGUAGACGACCGCGUCCUGUCUCCGGAAAUGCUUCGAGCCAUGGUCAUCCUGUACCUCGGCGAAAAUGUCCGGCCCGACUUCAGCACCGAAUACCUUCUCUCUCCGCUGCGAGCGCCCGAAGAACUCCUGAGGGAGUUUCCCAAGGUCUACAUGCUGACCGGCGAACGCGACCCGCUGAGCGACGAUACCGUCAUCUUCGCCGGCCGACUACUCGAAGCCCAACUACACAAAUUCCAGGCGCGAAAGGAAGCCGGCCUGAUUCUCGAAGACGCCGAGUUUGUCGACUCCGACUACGUCUACUACGAACUCGUCCCAGGCGUGUCGCACGGCUUCCUGCAAAUUGCACCCGUGUACGCGCGAGGCUUCCGCCUGAUUGAAACGUGUAGCACGUGGAUGAAGACCGUGUUCGAG
Molecule: messenger RNA, 1680 nt
Organism: Neohortaea acidophila
Lineage: Eukaryota; Fungi; Ascomycota; Dothideomycetes; Mycosphaerellales; Teratosphaeriaceae
Product: Alpha/Beta hydrolase protein
Exons: 2
Biological process (GO): triglyceride catabolic process
Cellular component (GO): cytosol
Molecular function (GO): triacylglycerol lipase activity; sterol ester esterase activity
Source: RefSeq, a predicted model, not a curated record